This is a messenger RNA of Sporisorium graminicola, 1398 nucleotides long. RefSeq lists its product as uncharacterized. The transcript has a single exon. Lineage: Eukaryota; Fungi; Basidiomycota; Ustilaginomycetes; Ustilaginales; Ustilaginaceae. The record is from RefSeq and is a predicted model, not a curated record. The coding region runs from base 1 to 1398 and encodes 465 amino acids.
AUGUCUCUGCAACAACAAUCCGAAACGCUUCCCGACUCGGUCAUGGCGCACGACGAGGCGAUGCGCGACGACUCGUCCGCGCGCAAGUACAACAAGACCUCGCACCUCCAGAAGCGCAACGACAACGCGGACGCCUCGAGCUCGUCAACCAACACGCAGUUUGUUCCUCCCAGCGAUGCAGGCCAGCCGUACGACCCCGUAGCAGAGUACAGACGUGGCCGAGCGCUCACGGCAGACAACCUCGGACGUAUCCCCGACGCUGAUCAGCUCGCUCCCGGCAUUCGUCUUCCCGGAAGAGUCAUUGAUCCACACGGAGCCGAUACGGACAUGCAGACCUCUUCGGACGCCGACGAAGGCGCACAGAGCCUCGAAACGGGCCACACGAGCGUGGGUGCAUUUGGCGAAGGCGGUGCUCCCGUGCCCGGUGUGCCUCCCGAGCUCGACCCGCGCACGCCCGCGUUCCGACCGCACAGUCCAGGCGAGGCGUCCGUGUUCUCGGUCGCCGUGCAGCCGCCCGCCUCGCCGAAAGCAAGUAUCCUCGAAGCCUCGGAGCCUGCCAGCCCAUUCGUCGAGGCCACUCCCUCGCGCAGUGGGACAGCAGACCGAUACGGCAUCCCCACCAGCAGCGCUUCCGCCACGGCGGGCUCGUCGUCGUAUUCAGCGUCGGCGCGUGGAUCGUCGCCCCCCUUGUCCGUGGGCUACGCGCCGUCAGAAGCGUUCAACACUGCGAUGCGUCUCGGACCGGGACCUAGCAUGCUGGGGCGCAACGUGGCCAGUGUCGCACCCUCGGAAGCGGGCAGUGUUUCAUCCACAGGCACGGGCGGAGGAGGGCCUGGCAGUGCAGGAACAGCCGACGACCAGGAAGUCGCCUUGCGCGCCGCCUACAUCGAACGUCAGCGCAUGCGCGAACGCGAACUCAUGGGCGGGGAAGCCGGUGUCGGCGGCACCACCAUUCCCACCUUCACACUCCCUGCACGCGGAUCCACGCCGCUCGCCUUCGCCCCCGGCCUCUCUGCGCGCCUCGGCGGCGGGGGUUCCGGCAGCUCCGCCGCUUUCGACACCGUCAGUCGCGCAGGCAGCACCGCCGCCACCACGGGCACCAGCACGCCACCGCUCAGCCCCACCGGCAGCGAGAUCCCGUACGCUGUCGGCUCGCCCUCGCGCCGCGGCAGCGUCGACAGCACCGAGACGCUCGGCAGCAUGCGCGCGCCCCCGAGCGUCCAGGGGUUCGAGCUGCCCAGCGGCAUCGAGUCGAGACGCAUGAGCAGGGGCGGAAGCUCGGCGGGCUUUGGUGAGGCGGCACCGGCGGAUGUGGUCAGGCGUGGCAGUGAGGGUGGGUUGAUUACCAGCGCUAUGGACGAAGACAAUGCCGAUUACGAGAGGCCAGAAGCACCGUAA